This is a messenger RNA of Canariomyces notabilis, 4548 nucleotides long. RefSeq lists its product as uncharacterized. The transcript has a single exon. Gene Ontology annotation, cellular component: cytoplasm. The coding region runs from base 1 to 4548 and encodes 1515 amino acids. Lineage: Eukaryota; Fungi; Ascomycota; Sordariomycetes; Sordariales; Chaetomiaceae. The record is from RefSeq and is a predicted model, not a curated record. Gene Ontology annotation, molecular function: guanyl-nucleotide exchange factor activity.
AUGGUUCGUGUCACCGAGGAACUGGCGAUCUCGCCAGAGCACGUCACUCUCUACUAUGCCAGCGACCCAUUGCUCGGCAACUUGCCCGUUCUAAUCUUCCACGGCCCUUCAACGACCGCCAACUAUACCCUGAACAGCUCCCGCAUCCAGAUUCACAUAUACAGCCCGGCCGGCUUCCAGUCCUUCCCGCGCAUCACCGUCUCACCAAACUCCCCUUUCUAUGGUGUGGUCCAGCAUUUGCCGCGCGAGUUUCAGGGCGAUGAAAUCUGCCGAGGGCUUGCAUUCGGUCUCUUCAAAUACUUUAGCGAGCUGCCGGAAGUUGUCAAGAACCAUCUAAAAAAGCAGUACCCAACGACUGGGAACCGCCGGCCUGGUUCUGCGCCAUCGCUGUUCGGGGAGCAGCACGCGGCCGACCUCGCCAAGGCUGCAGUUCAGGCCGAGAACACAGCUGAGGUUAUCAGCAUUCUGGAACAUGCUCUACGGACACAGCACAUCAACAAUGUUGACCUCGACCUCGUUCUCCCGCCGGGGUCAAUCGUACCGUUGGGAAAUGCGGAUCUCGAGGAGGUGCCCGACGAUGAAGAUGAUCUCCUUGACCCAACCCUACGGCAGUAUGGCGGAUACGCCCCGAUUGUCAAGCUGUUUGGCGAGCCAGUAUUUGUGCCUACCUCCAAGCUGCGGCGAGCGCCAUCGAAGCCGACGUCGUUGAACAGGAGCAAGUCUUUCUCUAAGAACCAAAAGGUGGAGCUGCGUAUGAAGAUGGGGGAGCUGGUUGAUACCGAGGAGCGCUACGUCCUCAAACUUAACGAGCUGGUCAAUCACGUUGCCAACGACUUCCGCCAGCAUGCCAAACAGCGCCCCGCCGGGAGUACCAGUCCGACCGAGGAGGACCUGGAAAAGCUGUUCCCAAAGUCGGCCGACAGUAUACUCGAAAUCAACUCAGCUUUUAUGCAAGAGCUUCGAAAGAUCAUGGACGACACCGAGGAGGAGGCCGUCCGAGAUAUGGAACUUCCGUUUUCUCUUGCCAUGACUAAGCCGGGCGGUCCCAACCGGACCAAGGACCCAAGCGGUGCCCUCGCAAUGGCACGGAUGUUCCUUGAAUGGUUUCCCAAGUUCACCGAGUGCUACCAGGACUACAUCAAAGCGAGCCAGAAUUUCCCCCAGAUCCUCAACUCCUUCCUGGAUAAGCAGUCAAGUUUCCGCCAGCGCGUUGUUCAGACAGGAGAGCAGACUGUCCGCUCACUUCUCAUUGAGCCUGUGCAGCGGUUGCCCAGGUAUAGCUUGUUCAUCGACCAGAUCGUCACAUGCCUUCCUAUCACGCAUCCCGCGCUGCAGCCUCUCCUCCGCGCAAGGGACAUAAUCACGAACAUUUGCUCAAUGGAUGAUCCCUUGCCGGAUAAGCCUCACAUCGCAAACCGUCUGCGUGCCAUGGUUGAGUCCUGGCCGCUUGAUCUAGAACCCCAAGGGCGGCUAAUCCUGGCUGCUGACCUCGUUGAGGUUGCAGCGCCCUUUGUCUGCGACGCGCAGAGCCCGGAGGUACCUGAUCGGCCUGGCAUCCUACUCCUAUUUUCCGACUGUGUCGUUAUACUCCAAAAGAAACCAAAUUCGGAGCUCACAGGUCGCGAGUUGUUGCGUGAGAUUGACAAGCCAUCCCCCGCUGGCCUGUUGGCAUCCAUGACCAACGCCGCUGGCGGACCAGGCACCUGGGAAUUGGUUUUCACCGGCUGGCAUAACCUCGCUGACGUUCGCUUCACCGAGUCAUUGGAUGGGCGCCUCAUCUGGAUGACUUCGACCCAGGAAAUGAAAGGAGCCAAUACUGGCGACUAUUUCAUCAGCAAAGCUCUUACUUCUCGUUGUUUCCUUCUUCAAGAUUCUUACCAGGGAAAAGCUACCAAGUGGGGCGAAGACGUUGUCCGAGCUCGUAUUGAGGGCCGGUUUCAUGAGAAAGAGAGGGAGGAUCCCAGCUGGACUCUUCGUUCAGUGAGGAUGCAGGAUAACAACCUUGGAUUGUAUGCUGCCGUCUUCCAGGAGGGCGCUCAGCAGCUCAUCAGCGGCCGCAGGGAGCCCGCGCCCAUUCGCGUUGUUUUGGACAACGACAAAGGUACCAAGGGAGCACCUGUCGGCCAUUACGGCGUCGAGAUCGUCGUCGAGGUCAAGAGCGGCGACAUGCCUAGGAUAGCGAUGAAUACCCUUGGUCUGAACGGGAGGAAAUUUACGGAUGAAAUUGCGUUGGAAGAUUUUAUUCCUACCCUGUCGCGAAGGAUCAUUCAGCUACUCAGUACCCAGUUUAGCGUGAGCAACAUGAGGCUCACCCCCGCCCUGGUCUCAUAUCACUCCAAAACUUUACGGGCGUUGAACAUUACACCGAAGGUGGAGAAGAACACGCGAUCUUUCCUGUCCUCCUCACCAGUCAAGCUGCUCUCAAACCUGCUAGUCGGGAACGCAGCAUCAUCCAGCACGACUUCCGUCGAUAUCGUUGCCACCGGGUCGAGGCAUAAGCAUACUCGCUCCAACAGCCAGAGAGAGUUGCCCGUACUAACGGGAUCCGCCAAGUCCCGGGACAUUCCUCGCCUCACAGUGGAGGACGAACGGCCGCAAAACCCGCUAGUACGACUUGAGCAGACCUUUACGGGAUUCGUGGCCAACAUGCAAGCGCGCAAGGGCUACUUCAUCGGUCGCACUCUGCUCAACAGGUCAAUAGCUGACGAAGUGGCCGUUAAUCACCUCUAUAAUCGCCUGAUCGAGGUUCCCUUCGACCUUGAGGCUGCCGCGGAUCUGGGGACGGAGGUUAUCUUCGCGGCUUUUGAAAAAUUUAUCCGUUUUGCGUGGCGUGAACAGAUGGGGCCUGUAAUGACAACUCAGGCGCUCCAGGCUCUACAAGUCCGCGCUUCCAAGAAGGUGCCCGGAGAAUUUGGCGACUUUGUCCGCUUUAUCUUCAGUGACAUGGCGCCUCAGAACCGUCGUGCUUUCACUGCUCUCAUCAAACUACUAGCAGAUCUGCUUGAUGGCUGCGGGAAUGAUGGCGAUAGAGGGGCAUUGACUCUUGCAUUUGCUGAGAUGCUGGUCGAUGACGGAAGCGCCUCCGACUACAUCAACCUCCUCGACCGCCUUGUUGAAGACUGCGACCGCGUAUUUGAGAACGCUGAUCCGGACGCGCACUUGCUGAGCCUGAAGGGUUCAUUGCAGGACUCCCUGAAUGCAAGCAGUCGGAGCCUGAAGUCACAAACGGGUUCAAUGACCUCAAACACUUCGUCGCUUCGGAGGAAGUUUGGCUUCGACACUCUCUUGCGCCAAAACAGCAAGACGGACGCCGACCGGCCAUCAGUAUGGCGUACGUUGAGCAAGCAUGGCAAGACACCCGGCUCCGGGGAGAGCGGGAGUCUCUCAAAGGCCAGUAGGUCAAAGUCGGUUGAUAUGGGAGCACACUACACAUUACCAAACAGGCUCCGUCGCCCAGCUUCCCGUGAUCGUCCAGCAGUGGCAGGGGCGUUUGACGAUAUUCAACACCGACCCGGAAGUUCUCAUCGGCUGCUAGAGACGAUCGGCGAGCCCGAAUUGGGCGAGCCCUCGGAUACGAAGUCUACAAAGAAGAAACGGCGUAGCUCAUUGUCUGAUCUAAAGACUCUGUUGGCCGCGACAAGUCUAGAAGAUGAGAGCGAGCCGCCCAUGCCCCUCCGCAUCAACAGGCAGCAGACUGCUGAAAAGUUCAACUCGGUCCCGCGACCUCUGUCGCCUUCAAAAAUCCCGGUCAGCCCGCAGUCUCUGUCCCAACUGCAGCCUCUGAUAUCAUCACCCCGACAAAAAGAGAAUGAAGGGGAUUUGCUGGAACAGCCUGCCGAUUCUACCGACAGCGAUCUACCGACGCCACAAAGAGCACGUGCCAAGACCAUCACUCUCUCCCAGAUCCCAACACUUAAGCCGACAUCACGCAUCCCCGCCCCACCGCCCGAAUCGCCCACUCGUCCAUCCACAAGUCCCGGAAAGCCCCAAGGACCCGGCCAGAGACUCCGUCUCCAGUCCCCGCAGAAACUGCGAGAGCGCCUGCAAACGGAGAAAAAAGCGGUCGACGAGGUAGAUGCCCAGCUCAGGACCGAGCUAUCCCGCAUCUCGGAAGACAUGGCCCGCGUGAACUCGUCGCUCCCGCGGUCGGCAACCACGGACCUGCGUAAGCUCUCGGCCGCCGUCAAAGCGCUCGAGGAACGGGUGCCGCAGGUCAUGCAGGAGCUGCAGGAGCGCCACGCCGUCAUGCAGCGCGACCUCGAGGCCACGCUCAAGGCGACCGAGGCCAAGGUCAAGGCCAUUGACCAGCUGUACAAGGAGGCCACGGCGGAGAACGAGCUGCUGUACGAGAAAUUCAACUCGGAGCUGGCAAAAAUUGUUAAGGCGCUCAAGGGCAAGGGCCGCGAGGACAAGGAGGAGCUCGUGGCCAAGCUCAAGGACUCGGGCGAGGAGACGCUGCGCGUCAAGAAGGAGAAUGCGCGGCUGAGGAGGGAGAUGGUCAGUCUGAGGAUGCUCCUCAAGGGUGCGACUAGCGGGGAUGGGAAUUGA